Messenger RNA from Knipowitschia caucasica, 300 nucleotides. NCBI's taxonomy places the organism in Eukaryota, Metazoa, Chordata, Actinopteri, Gobiiformes, Gobiidae. The record is from the annotation of a GenBank genome assembly.
AUGGAGGAGGUGAUGGAGGAGGUGAUGGGGGAGGUGAUGGAGGAGGUGAUGGGGGAGGUGAUGGAGGAGGUGAUAAGGGAGGUGAUGGAGGAGGUGAUGGAAGAGGUGAUGGAGGAGGUGAUGGGGGAGGUGAUGGAGGAGGUGAUGGAGGAGGUGAUGGAGGAGGUGAUGGAGGAGGUGAUGGAGGAGCUCGUCCCUGCAGGCGCCCGGUCUCCAGAGCCCGGUCUCCAGAACCCGGUCUCCAGAGCCCGGUCUCCAGAACCCAGGCAGAUGUGCAGCCCUCCACCGCACGCCUUUUAA